Molecule: messenger RNA, 1050 nt
Organism: Mucor velutinosus
Lineage: Eukaryota; Fungi; Mucoromycota; Mucoromycetes; Mucorales; Mucoraceae
Exons: 3
Coding region: 1-1050 (349 amino acids)
Cellular component (GO): membrane
Source: RefSeq, a predicted model, not a curated record
AUGAGUAGUAGUAGUAGUAACAGCAAUCAUCCAUCAUUGCCUACAUCAUCGGCUACUGUCAAUGUCAGCCAUACCGAAUCUACGCCACUGUUAAGAAAUGCACAGAAACAACAACAACAACAUCAUCAAAACAAACGCAGAGAAAUCAUUGGAUUACUGUUUAUGACACUAUCCGCACUUGGAUUCUCUACCAUGUCCUUGUUUGUCAAAUUGAGUGGCACCAGUUUUCCGUCAUUUGAAAUUGUGUUUGCUCGUUCCGUUGUGCAGACCAUGUUCAGCUUGCUAGGCUGCGCUAUUCUCAAGGUCAACCCUUUGGGCCAACCUGGUGUACGUCGCUGGCUUUUGUUCAGAGGUUUAGCUGGCACCUUGGGCCUCUGUUUGUUCUUUUACAGUAUCACCCAAUUGCCAUUAGCUGAUGCUACAGUUGUCUUUUUCUUGGGUCCUGCUUUCACUGCCAUUCUGGCAUCCAUCGUCCUCGGUGAAGCAUUCACUUUAUUCGACGGUAUCUGUUCUGUUGCUUGCAUGGUGGGUGUUGUCCUUGUAUCCAAGCCUCAAUUCUUGUUUGGCAGCCAUGAUGGUCCACAGGAUCAAGAUAUCAGUGAAUGGCAGAGACUGUUUGCUGUGCUGUGUGCAUUGGCAGGCGCCAUGAUGUCUGCUGUUGCCUAUGUCACUGUGCGCAAGAUUGGUAGAGGUGCUCAUUACAUGGUGCAUGUGGUUUACUUUGGCUUGGUGUCCAUCGUCGUUGCCCCUAUCGGUAUGACAAUGUUUCAAACACCUGUCAUGCCUCAGGGUGGGUAUGAAUAUGGCAUGCUGCUCUUGGUGGGUUUGUCUGCUUUUGUCGGUCAAUGUUUCUUGAAUCAAGGUUUGCAAAUGGCUCCUGCUGGUCCAGGAACUCUUAUGCGUAUGAAUGAUGUUGUGUUUGCCUUUUUGUUUGGAAUCUUUAUCUUGCAUGAAUACCCUGAUAUCUAUAGUAUCUCUGGUGCCUCAAUCAUCGUCUUGAUGACUUCUGCUAUGGGCAUUCACAAGAUCUACUCUCACACCAAGAAAUAA